GGGCCAUAGCAAGCUUCGCGCGAAGCAUCUCGGGGAAACUGGUCAACAUCCACAGUCUCCAGUCUUGAGUCUUGACCGUGGACAGGACGAGAGGACUUUGUGGUCAGCGAUGGAAUCAUCCGGGCAAGCUUCGGAAACCUGGCCACUUAUUCAGGAGUGAUGGUCAGUCGGCUAGAAAAUCAAUUGUGGCUACGAAUGUCAAGGCACGGAAACUCUCUCUGGAGAUUUGUAAGAUUCGCUUGUGCUGGGUAUUCCGGAUACAACGGCCAAGGCAAGAGCCUCGAUUGGUUAAUCGUUGCAAGGUUUUCCUUCUCUGAUCGGAUCGCAGGUCCAUCUAGGGCGUGACAGAGUCUAGAAGGCGAGAUGAUGAUAUUGAGGAUAUCUUUCUCUCGAUACAUCGUGCGACCCCGUUGCUCGAGGUCCGUGCAGCGGAAGUUGUGCAGCGACUGCUGAAGUUCUGUGCUGGACUUCCGCGUUGUACCAGAGCUGCUUACAACUCUCAGAAUUGGGCAUUAUAAAUGUCUCUGCAAAUAAAUCUUCUUCAGUGUAAGCCACUGCAGAGUCUUGAGAUUCAAUUGAGAGAGAAAGAGGGAGGAGAGAGCUCUCAAUCAGAGCGUCAAAUCUUGUUCGCUGUCCGAAUUUGGACUGGUGAGUUUGUCAACAGCGAGGAAGGUUAUAAGGCAAGAGCAAGUGUCGCGUAAGCAAUGGCGAUCAAGAUUCAUGGACGCCAAUUGUCUCCUUUAGUGAGGGUUGCGAUGCUAGCCAUGAGCGAGAUGAAUGUUGAGAGUGAGAUCAUCGAGGACGACAUGCGUAGUCCAGAGUACUUGGCAAAAGUCAAUCCCUUCGGAAAACAUCCAGCGGUUGAGUUCGACGAUUUUAUUUUAUACGAAAGUCGAGCAAUUUUAAGAUAUGUUGCGACCAACUACGGGGGACUGCAUCUGCUCGGAUCAACUCCCAAGGAGAAGGCAAUGGUGGAUCAGUGGGUUGAGGUGCAAGGGUGCUACUUCGAGCCUCCGGUUCGGAGUCUUGUCACGGAAUUGUACUUUUUUCCUAAGUUCUUAGAAAGAGUACCGGACGUAGCGGUUGUGGAAGAGAAUCUCAGCAAGUUUGAGAAGCUUCUGAACAUUUAUGACGCUCAGCUGGCCAAGACCAAGUACUUGGCAGGAGACUUCUACUCCAUGGCAGAUCUGGCUCACAUUCCUAUGCUGCACAGAUUCGUGGUCAGCUCGGGAAAGGAAAGUCUGGUUACUAGCCGCAAACAUGUCAAUGCUUGGUACGAAACUAUCACUUCUCGGCCAGCUUGGAAGAAGAUAGUCGAACAAUAUCCAGAUGUCUGAAAUCACUGUCGAAUUGAAGCUGCAUUGGAUCAUUGAUGAGUGGUUCAAGUGCAAAUUAGAUGGAGAAAUGACCAGCGGCCGCUAAGACCCUUAGUGAUUACCUUCAGGGAUUUCCUGCAUAGUUGAAUUGUUGUUUUGACAAAUCAUCGCGCAAAGUAGGAGCUUUGGUGUAGAAGAGAAUCUCCCCUAUCGAGCAUGGAGAUCUAAGAUAUCCCCAUCAUUUUCUGAAACUCAGUUGACUUUAUCACUAUAACUGUCACAGAACAGGUGUGGACCUAAAGUCGAUUGACAUCUGAGAUGCUGAUAAAACGUGAAUUUGGAUGUUACUGUUAUAAGCUUAAUCAAUUGGAAUGAUUAUCGACUGUGGUCAAAAUCAGUAACUUUUCUUCUUGGCCUUUUUAUAUUAUUCCUUAUCCUGCAAACUGGAGGUCUUCCUCUGUCGACGGCCGUAACAAAAAUGCACUCGUUCACUUCAACCCUUCACGUUGCAAUUUUGCA
Molecule: messenger RNA, 1835 nt
Organism: Marchantia polymorpha subsp. ruderalis
Lineage: Eukaryota; Viridiplantae; Streptophyta; Marchantiopsida; Marchantiales; Marchantiaceae
Source: the annotation of a GenBank genome assembly